Molecule: messenger RNA, 2097 nt
Organism: Aphidius gifuensis
Lineage: Eukaryota; Metazoa; Arthropoda; Insecta; Hymenoptera; Braconidae
Product: insulin-like growth factor-binding protein complex acid labile subunit
Exons: 1
Coding region: 1-2097 (698 amino acids)
Molecular function (GO): protein binding
Source: RefSeq, a predicted model, not a curated record
AUGGAUACAAAUAUUUCAACUUCAAGUAUUACAAGCCAUAAUAAAUACUUUUGUAACCAAGAGUCACCUUAUUAUGAUCCAGAAAUUUGUGAGUUGCUGUGUAAUAAUGCUGAAAAAUAUGAAAUAAACAUUUCUUAUAGAGCAUUAACUAUUCUUCCGAGAGAUUUAUUCAAUGGUCUCAAGAAACUUCAACUUAAAGAAUUGGAUAUUAGCGAUAACAAGCUGACAACCCUGCCAGAAGAUAUCUUCAAUGUUCUCUAUGAUCUUCGUAGGUUACGGAUAAAUUCCAACCGACUAAAAUAUUUAGAGUCGAGUAUUUUCUAUGAGUUAUUACAACUUCUGGAACUUGAUCUCAGCAACAACAAAUUGGUAACUUUAUCAAAAGAUAUAUUUAAUGGUCUACAAGAUCUAUGUGAACUACGUUUACAUUCAAACCAACUGAUUUAUCUUGAGCCAGGUAUUUUCGAUGAUUUAUUGAGCUUGAAUGAUCUUAAUAUCAGCGAAAACAAUCUCACAACUUUAUCAAAAAAUAUAUUUAGCAGUUUAAAAGAGCUUCGUUAUCUUAAUUUACGUUCAAACAAACUGAGAAAUCUUGAGUCAGGUUGUUUUAAUGGUUUAUCACAACUUUAUAUGCUUGACAUGAGCAACAACAACCUGACAACAUUGUCCGAAGGUACAUUUAAUGGUCUCGAUAAUCUUCAGAGACUCUAUUUAGAUUCAAACAAAAAAAUCAAUCUUGAGGUAGGUUGUUUUAGAGUUUUAUCACAACUUCAUGAGCUUCAUAUAAGAAACAGCAGCUUGAUAAAUUUAUCCCAAGGUGUAUUCAAUGGUCUUGAAAAUCUUGAAAACUUAUAUUUAAAUUCGAACAAAUUGAGCAACCUUGAGUCAGGUUAUUUUAAUAGUUUAUCACAGCUUCAUAUGCUUGAUAUGAGCAACAAUAUCCUGACAACAUUGUCCGAAGUCGCAUUUAAUGGUCUUGAUAAUCUUCAGAGCCUACAUUUAGAUUCAAACAAACUAAUCAAUCUUGAGGCAGGUUGUUUUAUUGCUUUAUCACAACUUCAAGAGCUUGAUAUCAGCAACAACAGUUUAAUAAAUUUGUCUAAAGAUGUAUUUACCGGUCUUGAAAAUCUUAAAAACUUACAUUUAAAUUUGAACAAAUUUAGCAACCUUGAGUCAGAUGUUUUUGGAAAUUUAUCGAAACUUGAUAUGCUUAAUAUCAGCAACAACAAUUUGACAACAUUAUCAGCAAAUGUAUUCAAUGGUCUCGAAAAUCUUCGUUGCCUAGAUUUACAAUCGAACAAAUUGAAUAAUCUUAAAUCUGAUAUUUUCAAUAAUUUACCAAAGCUUGAGGAACUUUAUAUCAAUGAAAACCAACUGACAAGUUUAUCAAAAGAUAUAUUAAAUGGAUUACAAGGUCUCCGCGUCCUACAUUUAAAUUCGAAUAAACUAAAAAACCUUGAGUCAGGUAUUUUUUAUAAUUUAUCACAACUUUAUACACUUGAUCUCAGCGAAAACAAACUGAUAACUUUAUCAAAGGAUAACUUUAAUGGUCUACAAGAUCUAUGUACUCUACGUUUAAAUUCAAACCAACUGAUUCACCUUGAGUCAGGUAUUUUCGAUGAUUUAUUGAACCUGAAUGAUCUUGAUAUCAGCUAUAACAAUCUUACAACUUUACCGAAAGGUAUAUUAAGUAGUUUAAAAGAGCUUUCUUAUCUUAUUUUACGUUCCAACAAAUUGUACAAUCUUGAGUUAAGUUGUUUCGAUGGUUUAUCAAAUCUUCACAAGCUUGAUAUCAGCAAUAACAGUCUGACAACAUUGUCCAACGGUGUACUCAAAGGUCUUGAAAACCUGCAAAUAUUAUAUUUGGAAUCAAACAAACUGAACAAUCUUGAGCCAGCUUGUUUCAAUGGUUUAACAGAACUUUACGAGCUUAACAUCAGCAACAACAAUCUGACAACAUUGUCUAAAGAUAUAUUUAAUGGACUACAAAAUCUUCACAUUCUAAAUUUAAAUUCGAAUCAACUGCAAAACCUUGAGUUGGGUUUUUUCGAUGAUUUAUCACUACUUGAGGAGCUUGAUAUCAGCAAAAACGAAUAG